Messenger RNA from Peronospora matthiolae, 1047 nucleotides. The record is from the annotation of a GenBank genome assembly. Lineage: Eukaryota; Oomycota; Peronosporomycetes; Peronosporales; Peronosporaceae.
AUGGCCACUCGUCCCAUCCGCGUCUUGUGUCUCCACGGAUGGCGAACCAACAGUCGCGUCCUCGAGUCUCAAACGUCCGCUCUCCGUCAGGCGUUUGGCUCGAGAGCCGAGUUCACCUUCGUCAACGCGCCUUGGCCCGCUUCCGGCCCCGUCCCGGAGCUCGUGCGUCUCUUUUACGGCCCCAGCGGUCCCUUCUACCAGUGGUGGGACGCCCAGAAGCACUCGGACACUACCAGCAGCAGAUGGACGUACAGCGGUUUCCAGCGCUCUCUCGACCAGUUGACCAGUGAAAUUGACGCUCUGGGCUCGGUGGACGCCGUGCUCGGCUUCUCCCAAGGAGCGGCAAUGGCUACACUCUUGACGGCGCAGUACCUCUCGAAGGCGUCCCGUGGUUCCCUCGUGCCGUGGAAAGUCUGCGUCCUCGUCGCUGGCUUUGAUCCCGAGACGCCCGAGACGCUCGAGCUGCUGCUGGAUGGUGGCGCUUAUUCGUCGGUAGACGGGACUCUGGACAUUCCUUCGGUGCACGUGGUGGGCAGGAGGGACGCGGUGGUGACGGCUCUCAGGUCGAAGAAGCUGGAGCAGCGAUUCACGAGCACUCGACGGAUUCGAUUCGAGCAUGACGGAGGCCACGAGUUUCCCUCGGGUGUCAAGUGCAGACAACUGUACAAGGACAUUGCACAGGAGGUGCUGUCGAUAACGGGUCAAGCGUGGAAGACGCAACAGCUUCGGUGCUCGAAUGUCGACGCAGACUUAACUACGAUGAGCACACAAGUGGCUGAGUCUCCGAAGGCACGCGUGUGCGGCAGCUCUCGGCAAUGGAAGCUGCGAAUGUCUAGUACAACGCUGAGUGUGGAGUUCUACUGCCGACUAUUGAAGACGCUGUUAAGGAGGUCACGACGGUCGCUGGAUCCAGUUAUGCUUCAAGCUGCGGCUAUUCGGAUUGAUGACUCUUGCGCGCUUCGGUUUGUUGACUUCCAGCAGCCACGAUCAGUUAACAGGCGGAUCGAAUACAGCUUGCUGCAAAAGGGACUCGUCCAGGUUCUUUGA